Molecule: messenger RNA, 2151 nt
Organism: Cuscuta europaea
Lineage: Eukaryota; Viridiplantae; Streptophyta; Magnoliopsida; Solanales; Convolvulaceae
Source: the annotation of a GenBank genome assembly
AUUACAAAUGGCUUAAGAGACCCAAUGUAUACAAUUUACACAUUGAUGGACUCUAAAUGUCACUCCCAUAGUCCCAUACUCCCAUCAUCCCAUGACCCCAUAUCCUCUCACCUAGUUUUGACUAUUCUCCUCCUCCCAUAUUUAGGUACGUUUCAUUUUAUAAUUUCUACAAUAUCAUUCAGUGUUAGUUUGUACGUUACUUCAUUAAAAAUAAUGCACUCAAAUAAUUCACAUCCGUUGGAAAAUCCUCUAUUACGAAGUAUUUGUUUAUGUGCGCCUCUAAUACAAUACUAAGAAGAACUAGAAAUAUCAGUGUUUAUUAGUGUUAUUGUUUGUUAUUUGUAUUAUUGAGAUAUUUUAUUUGAAAAUAUGUUUUAAAAUAUUAAAGGACAAUGCGAUGAUUUCUCAUUCAUGCUUUAAUCAGCCAUUUUCCAAUCUGAACCUAGUUCGAGCUAUCAAAAACCGACUCAAACUACGUAGAUAGUACAAUAGAUCUUGUUCCAAUUCCUAAUUUUCAUACCCGAAUUCUUUCGGAUAAUAUUCGAGUAUAGCAAAACAUUAGCUAUAUUAAAUCAAGCCCGUUACUGAACUAAUCAUUCAUUAGCUAAAAUUCUAAACCCCCAAAAUGACCGGUUGGUAUAGCGUGGACCAUCUCACACGAUGACCACCAUAGCAACUUAUCCAUAAGGACAAGAGGACUUUCUGUCAUCAUAGCCAAUCAUUGUUCGCCACGUGAGCUCCCCGUCUUGGUAAUCACGCGUCAAUCAUAUUGACGACCCUCUCAGAAUCCGCGCUAUCUGAUCGUCAUCUAUCGUCUACCGAGCACGAAACAUAUUAUUUCGUCAGCGCGGAAGCUAUUAUCGGCCUAGGUCGGAUCGGAAGUCAUAUCAGCUGUAGGCGAAGGAUGGCGGAAGACAAAUACAAUCUGAAGAACCCAGCCGUGAAGAGGAUCCUUCAGGAGGUCAAAGAGAUGCAGUCUAAUCCUUCCGAUGAUUUCAUGAGCCUCCCUCUCGAGGAGAAUAUAUUCGAAUGGCAGUUUGCAAUUAGGGGCCCCCGAGAUUCGGAGUUUGAAGGAGGAAUAUAUCAUGGUCGGAUACAGUUGCCUGCUGAAUAUCCUUUCAAGCCACCUUCUUUCAUGCUUUUAACUCCCAAUGGUCGCUUUGAGACUCAAACCAAGAUUUGUUUGAGUAUUUCAAAUCAUCAUCCUGAGCACUGGCAGCCAUCAUGGAGUGUUCGGACUGCAUUGGUUGCACUGAUUGCAUUUAUGCCAACCAACCCAAAUGGUGCUCUUGGGUCAUUGGACUAUAAAAAGGAGGAAAGACGCACUCUAGCGAUUAAAUCCCGUGAGGCUUCUCCAAGGUUUGGGAACCCUGAGCGCCAGAAGCUAAUAGAUGAGAUACACGAGUACAUGCUGAGCAAGACAUCCCUGAUUCCCCUAGAAACGACCCCUACUGCCUUGCCCUCUGAAGAACCGACCACAAACGAAGAUGGUGAUGCUCAGGAAAUUACGGCUCAGAACACCACAGAGUCUGCUGAGGAUGGAAUUGUUGAGGCUCAGGAGGAAGUCCCAUUGGUUGCACAUCCUGUGCAGACAUCAUCCAGAGUGGUUGUUCCCUCUUCACACCAUCACGUGCAGCAUGCACGACUGCACAAGCCUGAAGUGAGAGUAUCCUCUAGGCAAGCUGAUGACCGUAUGUUUACUUGGGCAGCUGUUGGACUUACCAUUGCUAUAAUUGUUCUUGUUUUGAAGAAGUUCAUGAAAGCAAACGGCCACGGAGCUGUCUUCAUGGAUGAGUCUUAAAAUCUAAGGCACGGGUAAACUAUGAAGUAAAUUAUUAUUAUUAUUGAGAGUUCACGGGCCAUCAAAUGCGAGAAUAUAUAAUGUAAUUACUGUCCACUUGGUUGUCAAUUUAUUCCGCCCCCCUUAUAGUAACCCAAACAAUUCUAAUACUUCUUUAUACGCAUGUUUUUUAAUUAGAUAUGCUUUAUGUCCAAAAUAUGUAACAUAUUGAUGUCUUCAGAUAUUGAAAUCUUUGUUGUGGGGGUUUCCACUUUCCAUGGAAUCCAUGCUAAAGUUGUUAUUUUAGACGUGCACGGACUCAUUUGUUUCAUUGGUGUGUCGUUAAAUCCAUGCUGGUAAAUCGUUUUCAA